AUGGAAGGGUUGCUGGGAACCGUCUACGAUUCCGUUACUGUAAGAUUUUUAUUCAAUUAAUAAUGGUCUGAAUUUUUAAGGGUUCGCCGGUGCACAUGGCGUUGGAGUCGGCGUUUGUGGCAUUGUUCGUGUAUAUGAUCGUGUUCCGAAAGAAAAAGUCAAAGGACGAUGAUUUAGAAUUGUCUGAAGAAGAGAAGGACAAGAUAAUCUCGGAAUGGAACCCCCAGCCAUUGGUACCCGAGCAUAUGAUUUGCAACGAAAGGAACUUGUCAGACAAAAUUGAAGGGUAAAGCGGUUACUUUCUUUUUGUAAAUUUUCAGGAAAAUAGCAAAAAAAGUUCUAAUAGAAGGAAAGGAGUACUUUAAUAUGGCCACAAAUAACUUCCUCAACUUCGUUGGGAAUGAGAAGAUUGAGGUAUGCUACGGAUAUAAUGUUUUACUGUUUAUAUUAAGGCUGCGGCCAAAAAAGCGAUCAAGCAAUAUGGAGUUGGAUCAUGCGGACCUCGAAGUUUCUACGGCACUGUCGACAUUCACUUGGAAGCCGAGAAGAAAAUUGCUCAAUUUAUGGGAGUCGAAGAAGCCGUCCUCUACAGUUUUGGAUUCGCUACGAUAGCCAGUUCCAUACCAGCAUAUUCCAAAAGAGGCGACAUCAUUUAUGCUGAUAAAGCCUGCAAUUUCGCUAUUCAAAAAGCUUUACAGGCAUCUAGAAGUAGAAUUGAAUGGUUUGAACACAACGAUAUGUCUGAUUUGGAGAGAUUAUUGAAAGAACAGCAGGAGAAAGACAAAAAAGUAUUCAAUCUUAGCUUUACAGCAUGUUUUGAACCUGUUCAACAUUGAUUUUUCAGAAUCCGAAGAAAGCCCAAGAGGUCCGCAAAUUCAUAAUAAUUGAAGGCCUUUAUGCCAAGACCGCCGAUCUCUGUCCAUUACCCCGAAUUAUGGAGUUGAAGUGGAAGUACAAGGUUCGUGUUUUCAUGGACGAGAGUUUGUCCUUUGGAGUCGUCGGAAAACGCGGCAGAGGUGAGUUUAGUUUAUUUUUACAGUUUGAAAGGGACCCGUUUCACAAAGCACCUGAUAAGAGAUCUAAAACAAAAAAUACAAAAUAGUAACAAACAAAAGUAAGGACGGAUAACUGCCUCUGGCUGUGUUAACGUCAGUUCGUUUCAAAUUUAGCGCUUUUGGCGUUCUUAUUAACGUCUGAUUAUGCGGUUUGGUGUCAGGUGAUGGAAUGUUUUGCUCUUUAUUCUCAUCACCCAGUAGAGGGAAGUUGA
Bursaphelenchus xylophilus (pine wood nematode) is the source of this 1267-nucleotide messenger RNA. The record is from the annotation of a GenBank genome assembly. NCBI's taxonomy places the organism in Eukaryota, Metazoa, Nematoda, Chromadorea, Rhabditida, Aphelenchoididae.